Molecule: messenger RNA, 867 nt
Organism: Striga hermonthica
Lineage: Eukaryota; Viridiplantae; Streptophyta; Magnoliopsida; Lamiales; Orobanchaceae
Source: the annotation of a GenBank genome assembly
AUGAAACCCCUAUUAACUAUUUCAUCAUCACCAGCAGCCCUUGCACUGGCUUACAGUUGUUCUUCCAAGAUUGUGGCCAAGAAGAGUAAGACGCCUCAAACACCUUCUCCUAAGGGUUCAGAUCCACUGCCACCAAGAAUAACAUCAAAUGUGAAGCAUAAUUUGCGAUUCUUGAGAUCGUGGAAGGACUUUCAAAAUAGAAAAUCGAAAACACCAAGGCCUUCUACUAGUUACCGCAGAAAGAGAAUAGAGAAGGAUGAAAUUCCCGAGGAUGUCGAGCUCUAUCACGAUCCUACUUCGACCCUUUCAUACUCAAACCAGAGUAUGGAGACUGCAACACCUGUCUUCCUUGUUGACGGUUAUAACGUUUGUGGCUAUUGGGCAAAGCUGAAGAAGCAUUUCAUGAAUGGAAGACUUGAUAUUGCUCGCCAGAAGCUUGUAAAUGAACUGAUAACAUUCAGUAUGUUAAGAGAGGUGAAAGUGGUGGUUGUAUUUGAUGCUAUGAAGUCUGGCCUACCAACACAUAAAGAAAAUUUUUCUGGAAUUGAUAUAGUUUAUUCAGGCGAAACUUGUGCUGAUGGAUGGAUUGAGAAAGAGGUUGUAGCCUUGAAGGAGGAUGGAUGUCCAGAAGUUUGGGUCGUAACAUCCGAUCAUUCUCAACAAGAUGCAGUCUAUGGAUCAGGAGCUUUUGUGUGGAGUUCAAAGGCAUUGAUCUCUGAGAUCAAAGAUUCACAAAAGGAGGUAGAGCAGAUGCUGCGGGAACAAAGAUCAACUUCAAUGGGGGCUGAACCGUUGAAGCACAAUCUCCAUCCAAAAGUAGUUGAUGCUCUUAGGGAUCUCAGAGAUAAGCUAUCUCGAAAAUCCUGA